This is a messenger RNA of Xiphophorus couchianus (Monterrey platyfish), 797 nucleotides long. Its product is annotated as arginine vasopressin-induced protein 1. The record is from RefSeq and is a predicted model, not a curated record. The transcript is spliced from 3 exons. The coding region runs from base 190 to 771 and encodes 193 amino acids. NCBI's taxonomy places the organism in Eukaryota, Metazoa, Chordata, Actinopteri, Cyprinodontiformes, Poeciliidae.
UUAUAAAUGACACUCAACUGAAAGGAGCCAAAUUGAAGCACCACAAACAGAGCUGCACCAGUGUGUCGUCGCCUACUGCGGUUUCUGCUCUAUUUAACAAACAGUGGAGGACCACGGAAAGAUGGACUAAAUCUUCAGAAUAAAGCCUGUGUAAAUCGUGUGUCUGCCACCUCUACCACCUCUCUCUGGAUGGAUACCAGAUCUGCCUCCGCUUCUCCCUCUGUGGUGGCUAGUCCUUCCUCCUUGUGGCGUCUGGCCGAGCGGAGGAACAGGAAGUCUGGCUCAGGAAACAUUUUCAGCACCGUGAACCUGUGGCAGCUCCAGAGGUUGUUUAGGGCAGCUGGAGAUGAGGAUGCCGAGCAGAGGGCCCAGCUCGUCUGGGGACACAGAGACGAGGCUGAACUCGCUAAGGCCUUAGUAGCGCUUCGGAGUCAAGGUCACCGCAGAGCGCUGAGGACCAAUGGAAGAGAUGCGAUGGGCUCUCACUGGCUGCGAGCCUUCAAUAACCUCAGGAUUGGAGAGACCUCUCCGAGGAGACAGGGAAAAGAUGCUGGCGAGGACAGGGAUUUUAGAGCCGAGACAAAGAGAAGUCUAGAGUUCUACAGACACUCCUCAUUUGAAGCGACUUCAGGAGAGAUUGGUGCAGAAUCAGUGCUAACUGAGAUACAAAACCCUAAUGGAAACUUUGACAGAGCGACUACAACCAGCUCAGGACUGAGGAGAAUAGGAGAAAGUAAUCCAGAGAGAUACCUGCACCGAAUACUUCACUGAGAAACAAAGAACAAGAAAAAGUCAAG